AUGCAGCGUUUCAGAGAAGGUAUUCACAUCCGCACCAUGAAGGCGAAGAGGAAAGUGGAGGAGAUCUCCAAAGAGGACGUGCAGGCGUUCCUUAAGAAGAAUGCCUUCGUGCUCUUCACGGUUGCAGCUGUAGUCGUAGGAAUCAUCCUGGGCUUCGCUCUGCGUCCGUAUAAGAUGACCUACAGAGAGGUGAAGUACUUCUCUUUUCCAGGAGAGCUGUUGAUGAGAAUGCUUCAGAUGCUGGUUCUGCCUUUACUCGUCUCCAGUCUAAUAACAGGAAUGGCCGCUCUGGACAGCAAAGCUUCCGGAAAGAUGGGAAUGAGAGCCGUGAUUUACUACAUGACCACCACCUUUAUCGCAGUCUUCAUCGGGAUCAUCAUCGUCCUCAUCAUCCAUCCAGGGAAAGGGUCAAAAGACGAGUUUGGGAAGCAGCAGAAGAUAGAGCAAGUCAGUCCUGCAGACGCCUUCUUAGACCUGAUCAGGAAUAUGUUUCCCCCAAACCUCGUCCAAGCCUGCACGCAGCAGUUUAAAACCAAAUACGGGAAGCGUGUCGUCCACGUGACGGUGACGGUAAACGACACCCUUUUCAACUCGACCAACGGCACCCAGGAGGCCAUGGAGCUCACCCGGGAGGAGGUGAUCCCAGUGCCGGGUCAGGUGAACGGGGUCAACGCUCUCGGGUUGGUGGUCUUCUCCAUGUGCUUCGGUCUGAUAAUUGGUAACAUGAAGGAGCAGGGCCAGCUCCUCAGGGACUUCUUCGACAGCCUCAAUGAAGCCAUCAUGCGCCUGGUCGCCAUCAUCAUGUGGUAUGCCCCGAUCGGUAUCCUGUUCCUGAUUGCAGGAAAGAUCGUAGAGAUGGAUGAUUUGACUCAGAUGGGAGGCCAGCUGGGGAUGUACACCAUCACGGUCAUCAUCGGGUUAAUGAUCCACGCUAUUCUCAUUCUUCCAACUCUGUAUUUCGCCAUCACUCGGCAAAAUCCCUUCAUCUUCAUUGCUGGGCUCCUGCAGGCUCUGGUCACAGCCCUGGGGACCUCCUCCAGCUCGGCCACUCUCCCCGUCACCUUCAAAUGUCUGGAGGAAAACAACAAGAUCGACAAGCGCAUCACUCGCUUCGUGCUGCCCGUCGGUGCCACAAUCAACAUGGACGGGACGGCUCUCUACGAGGCUUUGGCUGCCAUUUUCAUCGCGCAGGUCAACAACAUGGAGAUGAACUUUGGCCAGAUCAUCACCAUCAGUAUCACAGCCACUGCAGCCAGCAUUGGAGCCGCAGGCAUCCCCCAGGCCGGCCUGGUCACCAUGGUGAUUGUACUGACCUCGGUUGGACUUCCCACUGAUGACAUCACUCUCAUCAUUGCAGUUGAUUGGUUCCUGGACCGUCUUCGGACAACGACUAACGUUUUGGGGGAUUCGAUCGGAGCCGGCAUCGUGGAGUUCCUGUCUCGACACGAGCUCCGCAGCAAAGACGUGGAGAUGGGGAACUCGGUGCUGGAGGAGAAGGAGAGAAAGAAGCCGUACAAGCUCAUCUCUCAGGAUAGUGAUUUUGAAAAUGACAAACGUGCUCACAGCGAAUCACACAUGUAGUUCAUCCUCACACAACAUCCGCUCCAUCCGUCAUUCUGGUUCUUUUUGGAGAAGGAGGAGGGAGAUCAUCGUGAAGUGUUUCAGUCAUCUUCAUCCAAUAGAUCACAUCCUUUAUUAAAUACAUCUUCAAAUAGGACGGGUAGAUUCUGUAUUUUAUGUUUACUGCUUAACUAAAUAUUUUAAAUUCACCCUCUUGUAGAGAUCCAGGUGGAAGCAGGGUUUAUAUUCAAGGUGAGGCCCUUUCCAACAAACGUUAAGCUCUAAAUUUGGACACUAAAAGUUUAGGGAUUUCUCCAACAGAUUGCUUCUCAUGGCUGCAGAACAACAACCAAGACAAUUUUUAUUACAAGGAGUAAUAAAGAAAUAAGGAAGUUUGGUUGGAUUAUUCUGCCAAUGUGGUGUUUUAAUUUGUACCUGUAAAUGUAUGUGCAUGUUCACAUUUCCAAUAUAACUGAUUUUUUUACUAAACUGCUGAUGCAUUGUAGAAAAUGAGCCAAGUAAAACAUCCUGGAUUAAUACACAUUAAAUCCUCUGAUCAUGACUGUUCCAUGGAUAAAGGUUGUCUUAGUUUUGUUUAUUAUAUCUUCAUAUAAAUAAACAGAAAAGAA
This is a messenger RNA of Notolabrus celidotus (New Zealand spotty), 2189 nucleotides long. RefSeq names its product excitatory amino acid transporter 1-like. The record is from RefSeq and is a predicted model, not a curated record. Gene Ontology annotation, biological process: D-aspartate import across plasma membrane; L-glutamate import across plasma membrane; L-aspartate import across plasma membrane. Gene Ontology annotation, cellular component: plasma membrane. The coding region runs from base 1 to 1581 and encodes 526 amino acids. The transcript is spliced from 9 exons. NCBI's taxonomy places the organism in Eukaryota, Metazoa, Chordata, Actinopteri, Labriformes, Labridae. Gene Ontology annotation, molecular function: neutral L-amino acid transmembrane transporter activity; L-glutamate transmembrane transporter activity; glutamate:sodium symporter activity.